AGGAAGGUUUCUAUUCAAUCUCAAAUUCUCAACUUUAGCAUUCUAGUUGGUAUCAGGACUUCAAUUCUUUACAUGUGACUUGAAGUUCAUCACGUUCGAGACUUACGUUUCUACUCAAACUCUACUACCAAUAUCUAUAAAUAUUAACCUUGCUGCUUCCUUUCUGCAUCGAAAACCUGGCCGAAGCCUUAGGAAGAGAGAUCGGCAAAUACACAGGUAUACUUUUGUCUUCUUCUCUUUUCUUUUAACAAUUUGCAGGGGAAAUUCGGCCAAACCAAAAUCCAUAUGCUUUAGUUGGUGAUGAAGAACCAUAUCUGCUCUCAAUUGACGUGAGAAGAAUUGUGAAAUCAUAAUUGAUGAUGCUUUAAUUUGUUGCUGAUUUGUGGCGAGGGAGCUCUGUGGCGAUCUGCUCACCGCCGAAGCAGAGAAGAAGAUGAAACUUGAAUAGUUGCGGAUACCUCUUGCCGGACUGCUCGGAUUGGAAGCUAGUUGGUGUUGGAAGCUAGUCGGUGUUGGAAAAGAUGCUGCCGCCUCUUGCCAGAUUGCUCGGGUUGGAAGCCAGUUGGUGUUGGAAGCUAGUUGGUGUUUGGAAGCGAGUUGGUGUCUUCGUUUGAAGGAACCUGCCGCCGUACACGAGAGCUAGUUGGUGUCUGGCAGAUUGCUGGUGUCGGAUGCCGCGGAAGCUAGUCGGUGUUGACGCUGAUAGAACCUGCCGCUGUACACGAAGAGCUAGUUGGUGUUUGGCAGAUUGUUGGGGUCGGAUGCCGCGGAAGCUAGUUGGUGUUGACGCCAAGAAUUUGGAUCCAGAUGCUGAUUUUUGUUGCUGCCGCCGAGAUGAUGGCGCAUGUGCUGUUGCCGUCAGAAAUCGAUGCCGGAGCUUGGUGUAUGACUUAUGCAGUUCGUCGGAGAGCUAUCGUCGCUGCUGAUUCGUUACUGGGACUUGAAGUUGGUUGCUAGUCGGAGAAGAAGCCGUCAUCAAUAUUGUCAAAGGCCGAAGUCGAGACGGGGAAGACGAUUGGCCGAAUUAGACAUUGAUUUUUGUUCAAUAGAAAAGCCUUUCUUUGUCGCUGCUGCUAGUCUUCUUUCGAAGUUUAAUUUACCGGGUUGCGGGUUCCUUACAAAAAGAAACUGUGUGUUAAGUUAUUGGCAGCAGCAAUACUUUUUGGACCUUAUCAUAUAUCUCGAACGUUCCCAUUCCUGGCCUCAUUAAUUGAGAUUGUUUUAAGAUAUUUAAGCUCUUCCAAAUUCUCG
This is a messenger RNA of Cuscuta epithymum, 1251 nucleotides long. Lineage: Eukaryota; Viridiplantae; Streptophyta; Magnoliopsida; Solanales; Convolvulaceae. The record is from the annotation of a GenBank genome assembly.